Molecule: messenger RNA, 453 nt
Organism: Ilex paraguariensis (yerba mate)
Lineage: Eukaryota; Viridiplantae; Streptophyta; Magnoliopsida; Aquifoliales; Aquifoliaceae
Source: the annotation of a GenBank genome assembly
AUGGGUCUGAAUCCACAGGUGAAAGCUUUUUGCAAGAAAAGGUGUGACUACUUCAACUUAUUGGAACUUAUCUUUGGAAAAUCGAUAGCCACAGUCAUUUUAGCCCGUGAUUCUACCCAAGUCCCAUCGAAUUGUGAUGACGAGAUAGAGUUGGAGGAGGAGUUCAUAAAUGGUCAAAAAAGAUCAUCUACAACUCUUAAUGAUGAUCUUAAAGGCUCAUUUCACCCACCACCUAAAAAGAUUGCAAGUAGUUCAAGACAAAAGAGGGGGAGUAAGAGUUCUAAGAUGGGCAAUGCUAUUGAUGCAUGGGCUGCGUUCUCAUUGGCUAGGACAGAAAAAUACAAGCAUAAUUGUCAGAACGACAUGGUGAAUGACGCUUACAGUAUUGACACUUGCAUGGAUGUGUUAGAGGGUAUGGAGGAUGUUGGAUGCCAACAAUAUUUUUGUGCUUGA